UUCUUUUGCAAUAAAUAUUCUUGACAUUUUCCUAAUAUCUAAUUGUUCAGAUUAUGUAUACUGUCACCCUUCUCCGUUGGACUCAUCUUAUCACAAUUUCAUAGGUGCAUCUUCUCCUAUCGCUUCAGUUUUUCCUUGGGGUUUCCUAUAGCGGAGGUGUGACUGGCAAUUUGCCUCUGCUAGCUGGGGAAACCAGUUGAAAUAUUAUUCUUAUUUUCCUUGGAAUAGAUGGUAUUUCAGAGACCAUCAGUGUGCUAAACGCAUAACAUAGGUGAUAAUGUCUGACACAGAGAUGUGCACUACAUUCAUCCCCUUCACUUGUACUAAACCUUCCGAACUUUGGUUUAACACAGCCAGUUCUUGUGCUAUACACGAUAGAGAUGCAUCUCACAAACGAAAUUUGAGCCUUCCAUCACCAGAAUCAAUGAACUUUAUUUUCUGCCUGAAAUCAUGCCAAGUCUGUUUCUCCAGCUGACCAAACAAUUUUUCAUCUACAGAAAAAUUAUGGCACUUCUUUGGAAUUUCUUUAUAAAUCUGCUGCUCUUCCACUUGUCACUGACGGACGGGAAGGCAUAACGGUUCCAUUCUGAUCUGACUUUGAGUUUAAAUUUUGAAUUUGAGUUUGACCUUUCUGAAAUCAGAGGACACAUGUGUGUGUGUGUGUGUGUGUGUGUGUGUGAGAGAGAGAGAGAGAGAGAGAGAGAGAGAGAGAGAGAGAGAGAGAGAGAGAGAGAGAGAGACCACUGGAGGGGACAGACGUGUGAGUGAGGCUCCUGCUUGUGGUGUGUUUUUUCGUGUGGGUGACGAGUGUGUGAGCAUAAGGAAGUGCAUCAGAGUUGUAGCUCAGCUCGGGCUAUGCAGUGUUAAGUGCAGUAGAAGAAAAGUGCUAUAGUGCAUCAGAAAAUAGAAUUAACUCAAAAUGAAGCGACUAGCAGUGAGUGUGUGUGCACGUGAGUAAACCUAUCCGCCCGUGACCUGACACACCUGAUGCCACACUCAGGCCACCUGUCCAAAAUUCCCUAAGGAGAUAUAAACACACCCUCCUGCCUCCCCACUCCCUGGUUUUGCGGCCUCUCUCUCCCCUCCUCUGCUUCACUUAAACCACUCACCACCUCUCGGCAGUGGUAGUAGUGUACGCCCAUAAUGGCAACACACCGAAAAAUUGUGAGGAUUGAAUACCCUGGAUAUAGGCCACGAAGAUGGUGUGCUGUUUGUGGCUUGUCAGCCUCAAAAAGCGAUCCCUACAUUUGCUGCGAUGGCGAAACAGACUGUCACAAUGUGUGCCACAUCACAUGCCUGGGUGACAGGGAUGUGCACACGUGUGAAGAAACCCAGCAGCUGCGCCAUGAGGUUAACAUAGAUACAGGGGUGCUCUACGAAAACGGAGAUAUCGAGGAAGCACCUGACACUCCAGCACCCCCCCCUCCUACCUCCCCUACAGAUGACAUCGACGCUCCAACCUUCAGUGAAGACGUGGACAAUGAAAGGCAGGAGUACAUGACGAUGGAUAAAGAGGAACUUAUAUCCCGCACUUUACGCCUAAAACAAGAAGUGAUGGAAAACAAGAGCACUAUCCAAUCACUCUCAUUACAGCGUGACUGGAUAAUAGAGAAAAAAGCUCAGGUGAUGGAUAUUUUAGAAUUCAUCGAAACAAUAAGCGACGCGAGAGAUGCUGACACGAGAAGGACCACCCGCACCAUAGAUAGUACCUCUGCCAACGCAUCAUGGAUAGAUAAGUCAUGGGCGAAGGUAUGCAGCUCACCGGAGAGGUGGAAACAAUGGUGGGAGUCAGAUAACACGAAGCGUCUUCCUCCCAGCCGCCUUGGAUUAACUCCUCCCACCCACACCACCGCCACCGACACCUCAUCCACAGUCGCUGUUGUUACCAUCUCCUCUGAUUCCCAUACUCCUGCCAACAACAGCAGCACCGCAAGUUCCGCCAGCUCUACCUCAUCUACAGUCUCCACAUCAACCUCAUGCCUCCACCACAGCACAACAACCUGGCAGCAAUUAAAAAUCCUACAAACAUGUCAGGUGAACGGAGGCAACAACCAAAAUCAAAACCUCACGUGGGCAGAGGCGCGAGAACGCCACACGGUAGGUCUCCACCUGCCAGCCAAAAUGCUCCCCGACCUAAACCACACCACCGCUCUCCCUCAUCCUAGGGCCGAAGAAAGUGUGAAUAUUGCAUGCGUCCAGGACAUUCAAGGGAACAGUGCUUCACACGAGCAGCAGACGUCAGACAGGAAGCCAUCCUGAGGAGGGUAUUAGCUGAAGGGAGGAGAAAUGGGAAUUCCCAUCACCCAAACCUACAACCUCAAGAGCCCUUUCGAGGUGAACCUAGGUGGCAACAAGGACAACGGGAGAAGCAGCUAAGUUACCAGCAGGGAUGGACCCAGGCCCCCUGGAAGGGAGAGUAUUAACAUUAACAACAAUAACCCACCAAUAUACAGGAACAUCAGCCACGCCCCGCAUCUCACAGUUGUGUCCGCCAAUGUCAGAGGGCUUCGUAGCAACGUUGGGGAUCUCUCUCACAACUUUGUAUUACGUCAAAAAGUUGAUAUUGUAGCAGUCAGUGAAACGUGGCUGAAUGACUUAGAGGAACCAACAUUCGGAAAGAUAAAUGGAUAUACCAAUUGGGUGAGGAAGGACCGAGAAGGCAGAGUUGGUGGAGGUGUGGCUGUUUGUUUAAAAAAUGACCUCCAUACCCAAGAACUGUCAGAUGAUGGAAGCACUAUUCUUCCAAAUACCGCUGACAGACAAUAGUGACUUGCUGCUCUGUUUAUUAUACCACUCGCCCAGGCAAGGUUCUUGGCGGAGGAACUGGACAACUUGCUCCAACACCACUGCUACAACAGUGUCCUCAUUGUUGGAGAUUUAAAUUUCCACUUGGAGCAGCAAGCAUACAACAAUUUAGUGACAGUGUUGGGCCUCACCAACCACGUCACAUUCAUACCCACGAAAGGGGAGGGCUGCUCGACCCAAUGUUAUCAGACCUUUCUGAGGAAAGAAUCUCAUGUCAACAGCUGGGUAAAGUGGGGAGCUCUGACCUCCAUGCCGUGCUAACGAAGAUACACCUGCAUAUGGCGAGGGAAAGAGCUGCACCUUGAACCAUCUGGCUGUGGGAGCAGGCCAGAUGGCAAGACAUGAGGGACGAACUGGCAACCACAGACUGACAGGCGACGCUCUCAGGAAACGCGGAGAAGGCUCGCGCCGUCACCUCACUGUUAUUGCCGGAGAGAGAGAGAGAGAGAGAGAGAGAGAGAUGAACGAAGGAGGGAAGGACAUAGGCUUGAGGAUGAUAGUGCGAAGAGAGGGAGAGAAGGUAUUGUGCUGACCUGGUAGGAAUCACCCCAGCCGAAGUCAUAGAGGUCAGAUAUGAUAUGAAAGACUCUACACAAGAGACAUGUGUAGGGGCCCCUCGACUCCACCUUGGGGCAGAAACACUUGUACUGUGGGCGUGAACGGACGUUCUGCGCCGAGCGUAAUACCUACAGGAGCCUAAAGACCCGUCAACACGUUUUGACCGAUACAAUGAAUACAUCGAGUUAGCGUGAAAUGGGUCUUAUUAUCCUGCACUAAUCGCCAUCAAAGGGGCGAUAACAGUCAAAACAUGAAGGGUCUGUCGUCGGGGACUGGACUCUUCCCCUGUCACGAGGACAGCGCGGGGAGCAGCGUCAGGCGAGGAGAGCGGCGUGGGCAUCAGGCAUCACCCACAACCAAGCGAGACUGAGGCAGAUGCCACAUCUCACCAGAAGACAGCGGCUUGUUCGAUUCGAUUAUUUAUAGAAAAGAGGGGUGAACGCUUGUGGAGGAGCCAACACCUUCCCUCUGCCCUACCCGACCACAAAGUGAGACAGUUGCCAAGAAUCACAAUUAGGGUUUAGUGUGAGGACUUAUUCUGUACCUACGUACUACAAACAUACGGACAGACAUAUUACUUGUGUGAAUUAUUAGUAAUUGCUGGGGAAACAUGGUUAUGUGAUUACAAGAUAAGGCUAGUUUACUAGUUAGUGUUCAUACACAUUAGUGUUUGUCUAUAGUGUUUGUGUCUUCGUACUGCUGCGGUAACCAGGAAGGAGUGAUUGUGUUCUCGCUGAAGCGAGACACCUUGAUGUACUUGUGUACUCACGGUGGUGCGACAACCAGGUGAGACACCUUGAUGUGCUUGUGUACUCACGGUGGUGCGACAACCAGGUGAGACACCUUGAUGUGCUUGUGUACUCACGGUGGUGUGACAACCAGGUGAGACACCUUGAUGUGCUUGUGUACUCACGGUGGUGUGACAACCAGGUGAGACACCUUGAUGUGCUUGUGUACUCACGGUGGUGCGACAACCAGGUGAGACACCUUGAUGUGCUUGUGUACUCACGGUGGUGUGACAACCAGGUGAGACACCUUGAUGUACUUGUGUACUCACGGUGGUGUGACAACCAGGUGAGACACCUUGAUGUGCUUGUGUACUCACGGUGGUGUGACAACCAGGUGAGACACCUUGAUGUACUUGUGUACUCACGGUGGUGUGACAACCAGGUGAGACACCUUGAUGUACUUGUGUACUCACGGUGGUGUGACAACCAGGUGAGACACCUUGAUGUACUUGUGUACUCACGGUGGUGUGACAACCAGGUGAGACACCUUGAUGUGCUUGUGUACUCACGGUGGUGUGACAACCAGGUGAGACACCUUGAUGUACUUGUGUACUCACGGUGGUGUGACAACCAGGUGAGACACCUUGAUGUGCUUGUGUGCUCAUGGUGGUGCGACAACCAGGUGAGACAGCUUGAUGUGCUUGUGUGCUCACGGUGGUGCGACAACUAGGUGAGACACCUUGAUGUGCUUGUGUGCUCACGGUGGUGCGACAACCAGGCGAGACACCUUGAUGUGCUUGUGUACUCACGGUGGUGCGAUAACCAGCGUGAAGUGACUGUAGGGAUUGUGCCUUCACAGAGAAGGCACGUUGAGUUGAGUUCAGGAAGUGAGACAACAUUGCUGAAGAGAGUUACGCACUAAGGUGUGUUUGAUUUCUCCAACACAGUAAGCCAACAUGGAUCGACAAGAGGAAACAGAAACGUCGCCGGGGAAGAAUGACAUCACUGACGAUGUCACACUCAGGAGCGGUGAGGAGGAUAACACUACCACCCUCCCAACAACAUCAUCAAGUUUGGAGCACAGGGUAGACACUCUGUUUGAUACACUCCAGAAGUUUCAGCAAUCAGUAAUGGCUAUCCUAACCAAGGACAAGUCGGAACAAAGGGAAUCCGCCAUGGAGAGUGGUAAGGUGAUUCAAAGAACAUCACCUCAAGAGCUCGUAGAGUGUAGGAAUGAACCAGAACAGAUAAAAACCAAGGGGAGGACAAGGAGCCCUCUGUGACUGCGCUUGAUGUCUUGCCAGUAGAGCUUCACCAGGGGGAGCACAAAGAGCAGUAUGAGACAAAGAAGGUUGAUGAAGGAUCGCAAAAUCAUGGGUAUGCCGAGCUCCUUAGGAAUUUACAACUCACGAACAGGAAGACACCUACAUUUUGCGAAGGAACCUGUUUUGAAUUUUGGGAGUUUAAACAAGCCUUUCAACGACAUGUCGGAGUCAUGGGUAUGUCUCCUGUUGUCAAACUGGAGACACUAGUAUCCGCCUACACUGGAGAGAUUAAGAGCAAGGUCCGGGCCUGUAUGAAAAUAGAAAAUCCUACUGACGGGUAUGAACGCGCUCUUGAAUUACUUGAUGAACGAUAUGGUGAUGAAGAUGCCUUUGUUAAUCAAAUGCUACACGGAACCUUAAUGGGACCUAGCAUAAGGUCAGGCGAUGUGAAGGGCCUGAGGAAAUUCCUAGAUGAGCUGGAAGAAUGUUUCCAUAACUUGUCUGUCCUAAAGCAGACAAGGGAAAUUGAUAACCGUUACGGGCUGUACCUGCUGGCCAAUCGAUUACCGAAAGAGAUAAGAGAUGACUAUAUCAAACAACGUAGAGAUUACAAAGUGACACACAAGGAAAGACCUGGAAUACAAUGGCUGAUACACUUUAUCCAUAAAGCAGCAAGUGAUGCAGAAACCAUCAAUGUGCAUAAUCCAGUAACAGCAACAAAGGAUCAAGAAAGAGACAUGGGGGUAGUGUCUCUAUCUCCAGAUUCAUCUCAAGGCCAACAAAGAGUGCGAGCUCUGGAUACCGCAACAAGCCCACUUUCUCAGAGCGAACGGGGCAGACGGUGCGUGGCAUGCCAUCGAGGAUCCCACACUCUCAAAGUGUGUCAACAAUUCCACGCUAUGAGCGCUGAAAGGCGUAUCUUAUUGGUCAGGGGAAAGCGACUCUGCUUCUCGUGUCUAAGCCCAAACCACCUGCUGCAGGAGUGCAUUAGCGCAGGGAGGUGUGGAGUAGAUGGGUGCCGGGCAAAACAUUCCUGGCUAUUACACCCUAAUUCUAGCAAUAUAGGUCGAGGACAGGGUACACGACCCAAAGUACCAGUGGGACAGGAGCGAAUCUUGCGCAGAAGGGAACAAAUGUCCUUCCUGAGCAACGUAAAUGGAACCAGCACGUCUGAUAUAGUCAAGGACACAUAUCCUGCCCCCAAACGUCAAAGGCGAGACCAAACAUUGACUGAUAUGUCAAUUGUGCACCCGACAUCAGAUCAUAGACCUGAGGCAUCGAGGGCUGAACUGAUUACGAAUGUCACAAGGGAAGCAGAGACCCGAGGAGAAUUCCAAGAUACAGCUAAUCCCUAUAAAUGGGUUAAUGAGGAAAGAGCUGGAAGAGCCAGGAAUAACAAUCAUGUGGGAAAGGAGGAAUCAAAUUAUACUUGACAAAGAAGCGAAACAGAGAAAUCAGUAGCACUACCCGUUCUGAAGAUCAGGGUAGAAGGUAAACACAACAAGAAUCUAACCUCCAUCAUAACCGGAGCCCUUCUUGAUACAGGUAGUGACCGCAUAUUCUGUACGCGUACAAUUGCUAGAGAGCUGCACGAGGAGGGGAGAAAGGUUAAACUUUCUCUUAGUACGAUCUUUGAAAAGGGGAGUGAACUUGACACAGAAGAAAUUUGGCUCAAGAUAACGAGCGUGGGUGUAAAGGGUGUUCGGUCUAUCAAUAUUCCCAAUGUGCUAAUAGUCAAAACAUUGCCAAAAUCACUAAGAUCUUCGACUGCUACCUCUAGGAGCGUCAGGGAAAUACCGCUUCUCCAAAGAAUAGCAGUACUGGAACAACCCCCAAAGGCAGUGGAUAUUAUAAUAGGGCUAGACGCUCCCAGUGCCUUCGUGCCCUUAGAAGUAAGAAAAGGUGAAGACGGAGAGCCUUUUGCGGUGCGGACACCCUUGGGAUAGACAAUUAAUGGACCUUUGUUAAAAAAUGACCAAGACCAGACAGCGAUAGGCUGCUUGACCACAUUGAGGGCACAAGACCCAGUCACUUUAGAAGAUCAAGUAAGACGGUUGUGGGAACACGACUCAACCUACGAUGAGGAGGAGGAAAUGUCAGUGGAAGACAGGAGGGUGACUGCCUUGUGGUCACAAUCAGUCAUACAGAUAAAUGGACAUUACCAGCUGCCAAUCCCAUUCCGAUAAGAUAACCCUGAAUUGCCAAAUAAUAAGGCGCUGGCUGAGCAUCGCCUUCUAAGCCUAAAGAACCACCUCCUAAGAAAUCCACAAUUCCUGCAACGGUGCUAACAGGAGAUGCAACGCAUGAUUAGUUCAGGGUUUGCUGAGGAGGUAGAAGAUAAUGGUGAGACUGGAAGAACUUGGUAUCUACCACAUCACCUAGUACUAAACGCCAAGAAACCAGAAAAAAACUGAGGAUAGUCUUUGAUUGCGCUGCUGAAUACAAAUUAAUAUCACUAAACAGCCAGGUCAUGCAAGGGCCGAACUUGAAUAACAAACUAAUGGGAGUCCUCAUCAGAUUCCGACAAGGAAGAAUCGCAGUCAUGGCCGAUAUAGAAGCUAUGUUCCACCAGGUAAGAGUGUCUCCCUCAGAUAGAGAUGUGCUACGGUUCCUGUGGUGGAGAGAUGACCACCUCCGCGGUAACCCAAGAACCUAUCGAAUGACAGUGCACCUCUUCGGAAAAGUUUGGAGCCCAUCCUGUGCUGGAUUUGCACUGCGACAGACGUUCUCUGAGCAUGUAAACAAGAUGCCAGAAGAGAUCACAUGCACAAUUUUUAUGUGGACGAUUUACUCCUCUUAAUGGAUUCGCUGCCGAGGGCUAUGAUUGUUACUCAUCGAUUGAGAACUUUACUGUUAAAGGGUGGGUUCAAACUAACCAAAUGGAUUUCGAAUGACCCAAGAGCUCUUAGGACUGUCCCAGAAAUAAAGGGAUGACUCAUACCAUGUGGCCUUUGUAUGUGGUAAGGCCAAGCUAGCUCCAAUAAAGAAACUGACCAUUCCUCGUCUUGAGCUGUGCGCUGCAGUUCUGGCUGCAAAGGCGGACAAACAAUUAAGAAAGGACCUGGAACUCCCUAUUUCCCAGUCAAUAUUCUGGACAGACAGCACGGCAGUAAGGAAUACCAGGCGGCACUUCCUUAACUUUGUAGCCAAUAGUGUGGGAACAAUACAUGAAAUAUCCAAACCUGAACAAUGGCGAUAUGUCAGCACAGAAGUGAAUCCUGCGGAUGACGCUUCUCGAGGAGUAAGAGGGGAAAAAUUCACAAGUGAGAGCUGAUGGCUACGGGGACCCCAAUUUCUGAGCCUGAAUGAGAGGGAUUGGCCGACAUACCCCCAAUAAAUUCCGGAGCUUGGUGAUAAUGAUCCAGACGUGAGAAAGGAGUGCACAGUGUUCACUUCACAGAACACUGAGGAAGAAGACAGCAUCAAAACCAUGAUCACUCGAUAUUCAUCAUGGCAUCGCCUUUUGAUAGGAGUUGCCUGGAUAAGGAGAUUUUUACUCUAGUGUCGGAGGAAGUAUAGAAACAAUGAAGACCAAAGCGUUAGCACUAAAGAACCGGAGGACGCGAUAAACUCCAUUUUACGUGUAGUGCAAGCUGAAAACUUUACAUCAGAGAGGCAUACGCUUGAACAAGGAGGUCAUGUAAUGAAGGGCAACCUCAGGCGCCUCGACCCAUUUCUAGAUGAGUCUGGCCUAAUCAGAGUUGGGGAACGACUGAAGCAUGAUGAUACGCCGUCUUCAAGAAGAUAUCCCAUUCUAUUACCCAGAGAUAAUCAUGUCACAAGACUCAUUAUAGAAGAAGCGCAUGCUCUGAAUGCUGGGCAUUCUGGACGUGAAUAUACCUUGGUAGUACUGCGGGAACUAUACUGGAUCCCAAGGUGUCGCAACCUACUAGAUCGUAUAAUACGAAACUGUAUAACCUGUCGUCGGAAUAAUUGGAGAGCCACACACAACCGACAAGCAGAUCUGCCAGAAGACCGGAUCAGGACAGAAGAGAAGGCCUUCAGCUACUGUGGAGUGGACUGCUUUGAACCCUUUACGGUUAAACAAGGGCGAACACAGGUCAAAAGGUGGAGUUGCAUUUUCACCUGUCUAACUACCAGAGCCAUCCACCUAGAAGUCGUGACAUCCUUGAGUGCAGACAUAUUUAUCAUUGCCCUCUUAAGAUUCUGUGCCCGGAGGGGUCCGCUUAAGCGCAUCAGAUCUGACCAGGGGACUAAUUUGAUACGAGCGAGCAGGGAACUACGACGGGCUUCCCAGAGCUGGCGCAAGGAUGAAAGAGUGAAACAUGCUAUUAACUUAACGCCAUCGCGGGCACAACUUGCUGUUUCGUGCAAAGCCCGACAGGGGGAGUGUUAUUGCUGGAGGAGAGAGAGAGAGAGAGAGAGAGAGAGAGAGAGA
Portunus trituberculatus (swimming crab) is the source of this 9755-nucleotide messenger RNA. RefSeq lists its product as uncharacterized. Bases 5587 to 6789 code for a protein of 400 amino acids. Lineage: Eukaryota; Metazoa; Arthropoda; Malacostraca; Decapoda; Portunidae. The record is from RefSeq and is a predicted model, not a curated record. The transcript is spliced from 2 exons.